Molecule: messenger RNA, 15727 nt
Organism: Pongo pygmaeus (Bornean orangutan)
Lineage: Eukaryota; Metazoa; Chordata; Mammalia; Primates; Hominidae
Gene: SPCS3
Product: signal peptidase complex subunit 3
Exons: 5
Coding region: 11231-11773 (180 amino acids)
Biological process (GO): protein targeting to ER
Cellular component (GO): membrane; signal peptidase complex
Source: RefSeq, a predicted model, not a curated record
UUUGUUACUUGCUUGAAGUUUAUCUCCUCUGCUAGGCUGUGAGCCAUGACUUUUGGGUCUAGAUUUGUUUUGUAAUUUAUUGUAUACCUGGUGAACGAAACGAAAUGGCUAGCACGAUGCUUGGCACACAGUAGGUGUGUAAGUAAAUGGUAGCUAUGAUAAAAAUGAUGUUUGACUAGUAAGCCUUGCUCAUUCAAAGAGAUCACUUCUCCUUAAAGGUAGCAUUGAAGCCACAUGAAGUAAUGAAGGACAGUUUGGGGAGUCAUUUUCUCCUUUAUUCUGCAGGAUUUUGUCAUAUACUACUCAUUAUUUCAACUACAUCAAAGAUCUAUUUUAUAGUUUUGGUGUGACCUCAAAUUUGAAUAUUGGACUACUUUGAGCUAUAGCUUGGUCUUAAAAGGAACGACUGCAGAGCUGAGUGCCUAGGUGACAGUCACAGCUGCAGCAUCGGUGGUCAUGCUGUUGCUUUCACUCAGAUAUCACAGGAGUGGUGACUACAUAAAUGUGACUAGAAUAGUUCUCAGUCUCUUCUGUCACACUACAAUAUUGAAGUGAUGUCUUCCCAAACACUGGAGGCCUUGCCCUCUCAUCUGCAGAUGGCAAUCCUAUUCACGUCUAGCUUUUAGGCACACAGUUUUCUUCCUGAGGGCAUGUUUCUUGAUAAGUUUUCCUUUUUAUACCCUCUUCCCAAAGCCCCAAAACCUGUCAUUUUAAUAAUUUAAAUAAUAUGUUUAUAUCUACAGGUAAUGUCUAAAGUCUUUAUAUUCCACAUUGAGGCGUACUUCUAAUGUCAUUUCCGUCUCAUCUACUGUUUGUUUAUAUACCUAGGACAUUAAUUUUUAAUUACGGUCAUGUGUCACAUAUGAUUCGGUCAAGGACAGACUGCAUAUAUGUAAUAUAUAAGAUUACAUAUAUAAUACUGUAUUCUUACUGUACCUUUCCUAUGUUUUGAUAUAUAGAUACACAAAUACUUACCAUUGUGUUACAGUAGCCUACAAUAUUGAGUACAGUCACAUGCUGUACAGGUUUGUAACCUAGGAGCAAUAGGCCAUACCAGAUAGGCUAGAUAUGUGUUAGGCUAUGCAUCUAGGUUUCUGCAAGAACCCUCUAUCAGGUUUACACAAUGAUGGAAUUGCCUGACGAAGCAGUUGUCAUAACACAUCUUUGUUGCUAACCAAUGCAUGACUGUAUUAUUUAUCUCAGUUCUCCAUUCUAUCUAAAUGUGAUUAAUUACUACACAAAGUGCUUAGGAAAAAAAGUGUAACCAUGGCAUUAAUCAUUGGUAAAAUAUAUAAGUCUUCACUUUCAAAAACUUUGUUCAGAUUUUUUUUGACUCUUAGCAAUGGUGAUACUAAAUAGGUAUCAUUUAUUGAGUCCCUAUACUAUUCCAGGUAUUAUGAUAGAUAGUUUAUAUAAUGCAAGCAGAAAAAGUAUGCAUUUAAUCAGUGGGCCAAGGGUUAUACUACAAGCUGCUCUAUGUUAUACAGAAUGAAUAGUUGGAAUGGUUCAAUAACAGGAAAUUAUCGGAAUUUAAAACAUUUUAAAUUAUCAUUUGCAUUUAGAUGUUACUCACUGAAUUACAGAGUAACUAAAAAUUCACACACACAGAUCGAAAAUACAUUUUUAAAAUUUGAUAAAGUUCACAGAAUGGGGAGGGUUAAAAGCAACUCAUCUUUUUAUUUGUAUGAGUAUUUUUUAGAUUGAUAAAUAUCCCUAUUUUUAAAAUUUCUGAGAUUUAAUUCACUCACCUCACCUAAUCAUGGAUACUUUGUCUUAAAAUGGAAAUAAAAAUAGGCAUUUAAUCUCUGCCCUCCCACCCCAGUAUCUUCUCCCCCCGGUCCUCUGUUUCUCAGCUUCUGAUGGUCACGAUCCAUGACUUCCUGACUUCUCCCUCUAACUAAAGCUUCAAUUUUCUAGCUGUUUAGUGUAUCCUAUCACUAAACAGGUGUUGAAGGCAGAUAUCAACACCUUCAAUGCCCUCGUGCUCUAGAGUUCAGCAUAAUUAAUUAAUGAUCCUUCACUGGAAUCUGGGAGCCCAGCUAUGACAGCUUUACUCCUUGAGUCUCCUCAGUGAGUAGCCAUGUGUGCUCAUAAAGUGCAAUUUUUCUUUCCCAUUGCCAUCAUCCCCACCUUAUAUUGAAUUGAGAGUCUGCCAUGGUCUCUACUUCUAAAUUCAGCCAGAUUAUUCAACUUACUACCCUGGGAGUCUUGCCCCGAAUACCUACUAAUACCCUAUACCCUCUUUGGACACACAUUAGCCUUCACUUGCCUAAUGCCUGGAUAUUGUCUCUACUGUAAGUUUCUCAACACUGGGUUCUUCUCCUAUGAUCAGAAAACUAAGCCCAAUCAGAGCAUGUAAUAUGUCAAGGUUAUGUGCCUAGAAAAUGCAACUUUGGAGAAAAGAUUUACUAAGAAUUAUUUCUGUAAGACUUAAUGGAAAUGGUCGAGAUGUAUUUCCAGAUCUCCAUCAUCUAUGUGUUUUAUUCUAACAACUCUCUCCCUAAACCUUUAAAUAACUUUUAUAUUAUAUAACAUACAAAAAAAUGAUUCUUGCCUUAAAUAUACUGAUUCUAGGCUUGGUAGAAGGACUGUAAGUAAACUCUAAGGUGUUAAACAGAGAAGUGCAAGUGCCAUGUAUGUACCUCUCUGUAUUCACAUUUAUAUCCAAUGGCUCAAUGAGUACUGAAAAUGGAGAAAUGUAAUUGGUGGGUCGACUAAAGGUUAUUUCUUCUUUAUCCCUGUUUGAGAGAAUAAGGAAGAAAUGAUUGAUUUACUGUUUUUUUUUUUUUUCUGAGGAUAAUCAUGUCAAGAAUCAUUUGGAAUCACCUCCAGGAAAACUGUCACAAAACUGACCAUCUUUUAAAUAUGGUAACUUACAGUGAAGCGUGUCUCACACAAAUGAAUGACAUAAAUGCAGAAAGAUAUCUGCAGGGUUCACACAUAACUUACCUCAGAUGCUGAUUACUGCCAAAAUUACAACUGCCCUGCACCACUCUUGGGCACUGAAUCUUGCCUGUCUAGAUGAUAAAAUCAGUGUGCACAAGAUCAUUUUCUUAGCAUCUAUGACCAGAUUGCAUGCCAGGCUAUGAGUUCUUUUCUUCCCUACCCACUCCUAGAAUAUCAUAUACCUUAUGAUAGUCCCACGAUUGGACACGUUUCAAUCACUGAAGCAGAAUUUCUGCUUCAAAAAUUUCAGUUUUAGGAGUAUAUCCACAUCACUUGAAUGGUACUUUUUACUGUCUUCCAAUAUAAGGGUUCCCAGAGUGUAAUAUGAGAAAAAAAAAAAAACAUAUUCUCCAGCACCCAGAAUCUAAAACGAAUGAAUUACUUUAAAACUUUUUUUUUCCAGAAUAGACCUUUCAAAGGAAACCAAGAAAGAUUCAGACAUUUCCUUAUACAUUUUUUAAGUUACCAAGUGGAAUAAUAGAGUUGCAUAUGAAUUUUUAGCUCUGUAGGUAUUCUCAGUAAUAAAAACAUGUGCAUGGCUCAUCUAACCUUCUCUUUCAUAUACUGAUUUUAAAUUCUUUUCAGCUUUAUAUAUAUAAGUAAGGAGCAUGAAAGUGGCAAUAGGUCCACAGAAAGAACAGACCUUUAACAGUGGAUUUUGCCUGAUUUAUUCCCUUUACAUGGAGGUCAGAUAAGCUGAUGCCUCAAUGGUUAAGAACAAGAGGUGAAAGCAUUCUCCUUUGCAAUUCUGAGUAUAUGUGUGAAAGAAUAACACUGAAAAUCAAGACUGAGCAGCUAUUAAAUAACUCGAGGUCAAGAACCUAAGGAGAUGGGUCCAUGAGAGUUAACAUGACGGGUAGAGCCUCAGAUGGUAACUGGGAACUAGAGGGCAGAAGACAAGGAUUCUAAGUGUCAGGGAGAAUAAAACCGAGGUACAGCAGGUCAAAAUGUGUGAGCAGUAUAGCAUCCAGAACAAAAGACUGAGAUGACUAAUAGGACUUAGGAUAAAAAAAUAAUAAUAAUACCCCUCCAAUUACAGAAAAGAAUGGGGCUAAGUUUCCCUAGGCUCUGCAGAAAUCCUUAAGACAUUCUGAAUAUGAAAAGGUAUGAAAUGGGAGAUAGUCCUUGUGUUUAGGGUUCUCAAGACCAACCCACCAGAAGGGCUCACAGGAUUAAAUAUAUAUAAUCAUAUUCACAGUUAGGGGUAUUACAGUUAAAGGAUAUACAACAAAAUCAGCAAAGGGAAAAGGUGCAUGAGGAGAAGUUUGGAAGAAACCAGGCACACACUUCCAAGAGUCCUAAUGGAGUCUCACAGGAUGUGCUCAGUUCCUCCAGUAACAGAUUUAUGUGAAGCUAUCAACCAAGAGAGCUCAUUAACCAGUGCUCAAGGUUUUCAUUGAGGGGUGGCAAUGUAAGCACCCUCUGCCUAACACAUACCAAAAUUCCAGACUCCCAGAAGGAAGGCAGGUGUUUAACAUAAACCACAUUGUUUCUACAAACAGUUUAGGCCAUUCUUAUCAUUUAGGGAAAGUUUUAUAUCAGUGUAGGAAACUGUUUAUCAGCCAAGUUAUCCAACACCAGCCGAGAGCCAACCUUGCAAGCAGGUCUUUUUUAAGAAUAGAAGCCUCAGGUCUGUUAUGUUAACUCCUUUCUACACAGUUCCCACAAUAAUUUUCCCUCUCUGUUUCCUUUUCAGAUAUAGCUGCUUUUGUUUGCAAAUGGGGAUCCAGAAACUUUCCUAUAAUCAAAAAAACUCAAGUAAAAUAAUUAACUCACCAUCUAGGACCUUAAUUUCUGGAUCUUAUUUAUUCUAGAGCUUUAGUUGUCUCAGUGUAUCAUAAAUGGGGAUUAGCCUGACUUCAAGUAGCAGGUAUUUCCCUAAAGCCAGCAUUUACAUUGGUAGUGAUUUCACAGGUCCAUUAACCUCAACUGGGACUAGUUUCUUUAGAAUGAAAAUGCAGUGAUACAAAUUACAACCUAGGUUCUCUGGUGACCAGAUGUUCACGAUAGCAUAUUAGAGAUAUAGUUUCAGCAGUGAGUUUGUGGGUGAGUCAGAAAAGGCCAAGGAGACCGAAAAAUUUACUAGGUUCGUUAACUACGAGAAUGCUACAGGCUUCACAAGGAGCCAAGCAAACUCUCUCACUUUCCUGAAAAGGAUAGUUGUCCAGAUAAUAUAAGCAGAGAAGCUGAAUAUUAACUGCUAAAACUGUUCAAAGAAUGCCAAUAACUUUUGGACGUCCUUGACUGUCUAGAGAAUAUGGAAGGGCGGCCUUCUGUCCAUUUUCCUUGGGAGGGUGAGGUACAGAUUCUCAGAAACCAAUGAUCUCUGGUAUCCUAUCUGGUUCUGCUCUUAAGGAUGCACAACAAAUGAUUCUGACAUGUGCAUGUGGGCCAGGCAGCUGUGAAUACAUGAGCUAACUGCUCAAGCAAGCUCAGGGUCAAGUGCCUACAGGUGGGCUAGAAAUAUGGUUCAACAGCUAGGUUCAAAUAGUAAGUCUGAGAAAGGAGGGCCUGAGAUGGGAAUGAAGAACUAGAGUGAAAAGCCAAGACGCAAAAGAGUGACAGUGAUGGGAGAACAAAAGGAAGAGAAGCUGCUUGGAGAAAUACUAUACCUAGAGGUCUGUGGUGGACAAUGGGCUUUUUAUAACUUCUCCAUGGUCUACUGAGUGAAUAAAAUAGUUCUGUUUGAAGGGAUCUGAGCUGAGUAGGCAAACUUAAUAUCAAAAAAAGGAAAAUAAAUGAAGGAAAUAUACUAUAAUAAAAAUUAAAAUAUAUUCUUAAAUUUUCUUAUGUGCUAUAGGAAUCAUUCUUAAAAAAGCUUUCAACAGCAAUAAAAUGACCUGAAAGCAAUGUUUUUAAACUACUGCAACAGGCCUGAGAUAUCGAUCCUUAGAAAAACCUGUAUGCAAGGUUGGCCCUUAGCUGGUGUCUGGGAACGUGGCUGGUAAACAGUUCCCCGAACUGAUAGUAAACUUUCCCUAAGUGAUAAGAGUGGCUCACUGUGACUAACUGUCCACAAUGUGGUUUUAUGCCAAACACCUUCACACAGUGUCCCAGCUUUCCUUCUGGGAGUCUGGAAUUUGGGUACAUGCUAGGCAAAAACUGGUUUUCCUUCUGAACUUUUUUUUCCUCUUUAAAGAGAUUCACAAACAUAGCACUCCUGGAAUUAUCACACUGGAAUAGUCUACUUACCAGUCUUGACUGAUUAUAAAUCUUUCAAUUAACCAAGCAAGUAUCUUCAAAACAGCAACUAUAACAAAAACCUACUGCAAUAACUUCUGGCCUGGUCUGCAAACUGGCAGUCUCAUCCCUCUCAAAGAAAUUACUUAUCUACUGAGAGCCUACAUAGUCAUGACACUCAACUGAUCUAAAAUCCUCAGAAGUUCGUUAUUGUCUCCUGAAUUAUGAUCAAACUUAUUAGCCUGGCACUCAAGCCUUUUACAAUUUGUCCUUGGCCGACAUAUUCAAUUUAGCUUUACACUUUACCAUUUUACCCAUUUACACUUUAAGUGUUUGUUACCUGUGUGUGACAUGUAUGCUUUCCAUGAGAAUUCUUUCAAAAAUAUCAUGAUCUAUGAUUUCAAGGUAUCUCAAUUCAAUAAGAAUUUUUUUGACCAUCUACUAUGUGCAAGGCUCAGUGUCCUGGGCACUGAAAGGGAUAGAAAAAUGAACAAGACCUGACCCCCACUCUCUAUGAUGAGCAAUAUAAUUCAUAGUCACUUUCUGAAAACCAUUUGAGUCCUUAACGUGCUAGAUCUAUAACAUGCUCCAUUGCAGGAACUUCCCUGGGGAGCUUAGUGCUUGUGGACUCUUUGGAUAUUCCCAAUAACACCAUAUUUAAUUAGAACGUUUUUAUUGGCCGGGCGCAGUGGCUCAUGCCCAUAAUCCCAGCACUUUGUGAGGUCUUGGUGGGCGGAUCACCUGAGGUCAGGAGUUCAAGACCACCUGGCCAACAUGGUGAAACCCUGUCUCCACAAAAAAUACAAAAAAAUAGCUGGGCGUGGUGGUGGGCGCCUGUAAUCCCAACUGCUUGGGAGGCUAGGCAGGAGAAUCGCUUGAACCCGGGAGGCGGAGGUUGCAGUGAGCCGAGAUCGCGCCAUUGCACUCCAGCCUGGGCAACAAGAGCGAAAUUCCAUCAAAAAAAAAAAAAAAAAAAGGCUUUUAUUAUAUCUUUAAGUUUAUCCCCUUUUUAAAAAGCAUUAUCUGUCCAUGUGCACACAGCUUUAUUUAAAGAUUUCCUCAUAAAGUGAUUUAUUGUUCUUACCUCUUCUUAGCUUGGUGUUACAGAAGAAUAAUUAUUCGCAAAUAUGAAGAUCAAAACUUUACAUUUAUUCUAGGUUUCUUUCUAUCUUUCAGAAAUACAGUUAAGCAUGUCUUCCCCAACUGAUCAUUAUUUACUCAAGUGCUGACAAAGCAUGCCAAUUGCUCCCCCCAUUACUGCCACUAGGUUCGGAGUUGACCUCAUUAAAGAGUACAAGACACUUAGUUUAAAAAUGCUACGUACUAAUUUAAGGUCUGUAAUACCAUUUCAGAUAACAGCCUCAGUUUCCUUCAGUACAACCUCAGUGUUUGCAUCAAAAAGCAUUAAAAAUAAAAUAACACGUUACAAUGUUGAAGACUACCAUUCAUAAUGAAAAUGUAACUAUUAUUAAUACUUGCUUACCAAAUAAUGUAUCAACAAUUUUUGUGAUGGAGAAACUAUAGGAGAUGUGAGAAUAAACAGACAAAACACAGUAUUGGAGAUUUUAACAAAUCUCUCAGAAUCCAAGAAAAUGAAGAUAACAAAUAUUACUACAGAUGUAAAAGACACAAAUAACAUAAUCAAUAAGGCGGAUUUCAUAGGUAUCUAUGAAAUUCUAUAUACUAUUAAGAGGAAAUACCUUCUUUCAAGUUGCACACUGAAUUUUCACAAAAGUGACAUUUUAAGCCACAAAGAAGACCUCAACAAUCCAAAGAAUAGAAAUAUACAAACAGCAUUCUCUGCCUACGUGAUUUAAAAUCAGACAUUGAUUUAAAGCAAUCAAAAGGAAAAAUGGUACUUUCUCUUGGAAAUUCAUAGUCAGACAUUUUAGGAUACAGCUAAAGCGUUACCAUAACAAUAAACAUGAAAAAUAUACCAACUAAAUAUCCAAUUUCCAAAGCUAAUAAACAAAAAAAGUGGAAUGAAAAGAGUUGAUAAUGUUAAAACCAAAAAUUAAUGAGUUAGAAAAAAGUAGAGGUAAUUAGUAAAUGCAGAAGUGCUUUGAAAAAAAACAAGAAAAAAUACUAAUUAAAACAAUAAAUGAAAAAGGUAGAAAGCACAAAUAUACAUAAUUAGAAUUAAUAAUAAUAAACAGAAGAAUAGACUCCCUUGGGAAUUUCUAUCAAAUUUUCUAUCAAAUUUUUAAAGGCCAGAUCCAAAUGCUACUUAAAAUAUCCCAGUGCACAGAAAACUAAGGAAAACUUAUUUUCCUUGUUAUAUUACAAAUAUAUAUUUUCUAAUUUGAGUAUAAUAUUACAAUCAAAAAAGAAAAACACAUGUUUCACUAUGAAUAUUGAUGACACAAACUAAAAAACAAAAAACCCCAAAAUUAGCAAAGAAAGCCCAAGAGCAUAUUAAAAACUAAUUCAUCAUGACCAAGUGGAGUUUAUUCCAGGAAUGCUUAGUGGGUCAAUAUUAUAAAAUCUAUUCAUAUAACCCAUUAAAUAAGUCGAGGAGAAAAAUUAUAUUACCACCUUUAAAGAUAGGGAAAAUGCAUCUGAGAACAAUUUAGCACUUGUUUAUAUUUUUAAAAAUUUCCCAAUAGGAAUAGAUAUUUCCUAUCAAUAUGCAAUUUAUAUUAUAUAAUGAUACAUGUACACACACACACACACACACACACACACACACACAAUUUCCAUCUCAAAGCCAACAUCUUACUUGAUGGAGAAAUGAAAGGAAAUUUCCUGCUCAAAUCAGGAACAAAAAGAUAUCAGUUGUCCCCAUCUGACUGAAUAUCAUGUUGGAAAUAUUAGCUACUGAAAUGAAUAAACAAUUGGAAAUAUAAUAAUUGGAAAGGAAAAGGCAAAAUGAUAUCUAAUUUAGGUGAUAUGAUUAAACGUCUAGAAAAUCUAAAGAAACACUUGGAAAAAUAAAACAGAAUAAGAAAAUUCCCUAUCCCAUCUGUAUCCUGCUUUUUUGUGGACUUUUAUGUGUUUUUAGCACUACCAGUGAGUCAAGUUAAAAACUAUGGUGUCAUAAUAAUAAUACUAAUUUCAUUUGAGUGUUCACAAUCUGCAUUCACUCUAUGCUUUGCAGACCCCCACUCUUAUUUAGGCAGUUGCUAAGUCACAUAGAGUUUGUUUCUGAAAUGCCCCUCCUAUCAGUCUUCCUUUUGGGUCCAAUCACUCACUCUCCACAUGUAACUGGUAAAUGGUUGCCUGUGUAGCGAUGCUUGUUUUACAUGUAAUUUCCCUGAUAUAAAGUCAACUUCUUGACCUGGUUUUCUACCAUAACUUACCUUUCCAGGCUUAUUUCUGCUUACUCUUUUAUACAUGCAUUGUUUAUGAGGACCAGCCUUCUGAGUAUCUCUUAGAUAUAUCCAUACUUGCAGUUCAACAACAAGAAUUAUUUCCCUAAAACAUGCUAUAAUAAUAAUGUUUAUUGUUUAGGCUUUGUGUUAAAUAAUUUGCACACUGCGUUUUCCCACAUUACCAGGGCUGUGAUUCCUUCCUCCUUUGCUAUGUAACUUCCCAGGGUAUUUUUUUGUUUUACACUUCAGAUUUGUUUUUAUUAACUCUACCUGAUUAUAUACUUUUGAGUGUAGAAAGUGAUCAGUACAAUCUCUGUAUCACUUGCAGUAUGGAUGGCAUUCAACAAAAAUCCCCCCUUUUUUUUUUUUUAACAAACUGUGCCAGCCUGGAAGUUAAAAACUAAGAUUUUAAACGCAACUAAGGAUCUCCCUUUAGCCUCUUAUUUUAUCGAUUUUUCAUUAGUUGGCUCUAUUCCAUUUGAGCAGGGAGUCUGCCUUAUUAGUGCCGUAUUCUCAAGGCUUAGAACUAUUCCUGGUACACGGUAGGCACUUAGUAAUAAUCCUACCUGUAUGGCUAUACAAAAAUUAAUUGAAUGGUCAUGAAUAAUGCAAAGAAGGAAAAGCUUAACAAAAGACAACAUAAGCCAGUAUCAAGGUCGGAUGUUCACAAUUUUCUGAUUUGUUCCUGAUCACAUUCUAGGACAGAUGUUUUUGUUUUGGUUUAUGGACUGAAAUUAAAAAAAAAAAAUUAUUUCAGCAGACCCUGAAUCCAUUUUUAUAAAAAUCCUUAGCUGUGAAAGGAACAAACUUUCUGGCAGAUAGUAUAAUCAGAGUCAGGAUUGGCUCGGUUUGAACCCUAAUGCCCUUCAGGAUAUUGAAAAUGUGAUAAAAUAAUUGCAUUAUUUAUUAAUGACCUAACGAAAUUCUUAUACAUUAUGCUGUAGAGCAAUUCCGCAGCCAUUAUCUUCUUUGCUCCUAAGAACCCAGAAAGGUUAUCCUUUUAUUUGUCAGAAAUCACCAUGUUAAAAUGCAAAUACUUAGGAUUGGUAGCCUCAACCCUUAUCUUCUAAAACAUCUUUAGCUAUCCAUAGAAAGCAAAGCAUUAAUAGGAAUUGGACUGACGUUGGAGGUGGAAAUACUGAUGCACGUGACAGCUUUAAGGACUUGGGCGGCCAAUUCCCCACUCCCCACUCCUCCUCAGAUCCUCCAAAAAAAGCUCAAGUCCUAACUUUGACCAGGUUUGACAAAGAAGGGAGAGGACCAGGCGUUUUGUAAAGUGCUGCUUCCAAACGCCACCCGUCAGGACAGAUUCGAAACCACCUUAACCUGCUGCCGGUUUCAACUGAAAAUACAUGGUACAUAAGUAAUCAAAAGUCGCGGUCUCAGACCUCUGACCAGAGAACCGAAAUAGGACAGCGAACGACCGAUUCCCAAUUCUCCGAACCGAAGGGUCGGAGAAGCAGUUUAGAAGAGGAGUGGGUGGGUCUUCCACGACAAACUCCGCCCCUCCCUCACUCGUCGCUGAUUGGUGGCUGCGUUAGGCCGCGACAGAGGGGCGGGCCCGCGGCUGGGUCUCUCCCUUUCCGCGCGGUCCCGUGCGCGCUGUGGGUGUGCUUCGGGAAGCGGGCGCGCGCGCGCUCGCGUCGGAGGACCGGAAAGGAGGCGGGGCCGCGGCGGCGCGCGCUCCCGGAUCGCGCGCACCGCAGACGGCGCGGAUCGCAGGGAGCCGGUCCGCCGCCGGAACGGGAGCCUGGGUGUGCGUGUGGAGUCGGGACUCGUGGGAGACGGUCGCGAUGAACACGGUGCUGUCGAGGGCGAACUCGCUGUUCGCCUUCUCGCUGAGCGUGAUGGCGGCGCUCACCUUCGGCUGCUUCAUCACCACCGCCUUCAAAGACAGGAGCGUCCCGGUGCGGCUGCACGUCUCGCGGAUCAUGCUAAAAAAUGUAGAAGAUUUCACUGGACCUAGAGAAAGAAGUGAUCUGGGAUUUAUCACAUUUGAUAUAACUGCUGAUCUAGAGAAUAUAUUUGAUUGGAAUGUUAAGCAGUUGUUUCUUUAUUUAUCAGCAGAAUAUUCAACAAAAAAUAAUGCUCUGAACCAAGUUGUCCUAUGGGACAAGAUUGUUUUGAGAGGUGAUAAUCCGAAGCUGCUGCUGAAAGAUAUGAAAACAAAAUAUUUUUUCUUUGACGAUGGAAAUGGUCUCAAGGGAAACAGGAAUGUCACUUUGACCCUGUCUUGGAACGUCGUACCAAAUGCUGGAAUUCUACCUCUUGUGACAGGAUCAGGACACGUAUCUGUCCCAUUUCCAGAUACAUAUGAAAUAACGAAGAGUUAUUAAAUUAUUCUGAAUUUGAAACAACAUAUUUUUAUACUUAAUGAAUUGUAUCUCAUUAAUCUCUUCCCUUACAUCUUCAUUUAUUGUUGGUUUGUUUUUUGUUUUUUGGUUUUUUUUUUUUUUUUUGGUAUAAGAACUAACAUCAAAAGGCCUGUUUGAAGGGAAAGGUUAAUGGGCUACUUAAUAUUACAAACAAAACAAAAAAACAAGGCUGCCACAGUGGAAUAUUAUCUUACAAGAAUAAGAACUACAUAAAACAGAUUUGUAAAAAAUACAUAUUUGAAGUAUUCCCUGUAUUUCCAUUAUUCUUUAUGGAAUAUAAAGUGAGCAUGAAAGGUAGUUAAAACUUUCAGGUGCCUGUAGAGUCAUAAUAACUCUGUAUUUUAUGCCUUGCAUUCACGCAAGUUCACGUUGGAUGUGAUUUAAAAGUAGACAUUCUCUUUUUCCUCUUUUAGGAUAUGUUUGAUUACUGGAAAAUUAAUAUGGUUAUUUGUUAGAAGUCUGGUUUAUAAAAAAGCCAAAAGUGAUGGAAUUUUAUUCCAUUUGUCUUAGGAAGGCCCAUAAUACUUGUUUUUCUUACAUGUGACUAGCAACUUUCUCCACUUAAGGACUAAAUACCUCUUUAUAUGAUGUAAAUUAUUCUAAUUCAUUUCUAAAUCUUUUAGGUCAACAAAAUGUGUGUCUUCAGUGCUUUCUCUAAAAACGUUCCUGUGUAGCUUUGUACUUUUUUUUUAGCAUUGCCAUUGAAAGUUAAAAUGUUUGCAUGGUUUACCCUCUGAGUUACGUUUCUUCUAGUGAGCAUGCCUACUGUCACUAAGUGAAUUAUUUACUACUUUUUGUAGGUCUAUAUUUUAAUAAUUAUUGGGAUAAUAAUAAUUGUGGUAUGCUUUCCAUUUACAAACCACUCAUAUACUUUAGUGUAUGUCAUCCUCAAUAAUCUAAUGAGGUAAGUAGUAUAAGUGUUAGCUCUUUGCAGAUAAGAAACUGAAACCCAGAAGUUUAUUGAAUUGCUCCAUUGUUACCUAGCCAGCAAGGAGUGGAGUUAAAACUUGAACUCAGAUCUUCUAAUUUUCUGAGCUCAUCCUUUCUCUUAUACCUCAGAUUGCAGACUAAUCAAAUUUCACUUAAAACCUUCCUGAUAUUUUUGUUACCCUGGACACCCUUUCUAUUCUAGAAAAGGUUUCCCAUUUUAUAUGGAAGUGACUAAUUUUCAAGCUGCCAACAACUUAUAUCGAGGUAAUAUUUUAUUCUCUGAAUAAAUUCAUUUCACUUAUAUUAAAAGCAUAAGGAAAUCUACAUGUAUGUAAAAAUAACUUAGAAAUUCAGUACAUAAUACAUGAUUGAAUACAUGAUCGUAUUUAACAUGAUUUUUUUUUUCUGCAGUGGACAAAUAAACAUCCUCAAAGUAGCAACUGCAAAUCAGUUACCCUUAGAAAAGCAAGACCAAACACUGUAGUUACACUAUUAACAGUGACCCAAAAGGGCUAAUAUUUUCUAAGAAUAGUUUAAAUUACAAACAUUUGUUAUAUUUACCUUAUGUGAAAUACAUCACUAUUUAAUUACAUUAAUUUUAACAUCUGUUAUAUGGAGUUGUAUAGUUCAUGCAAAAGCCUGUGGGUAUGGGUUUUUCAAACCAGCAGAAAGGUCAAAGGUACCUGAAUGCUAAACUGCUUGGCUCCCAGCUUUUUCAUUAAACUUUUCAGGGUCUUGGUUUCUUUAUCUGUAAAAUGACAGAGUUGGACUAGUUAACUUUAAUGGCGAUCCUUUUACACCGCACAAGUUUAUAAAAUUUAUCUGUUCAGCAAAGAGAUUGAACAAGAAAGCACGUUAGUAAUAUGAAGACAGGAAAAUGAAUGAAAGUCUAACACAUAACUCAUAUUGAUCUACUUUAUUUCUGUUAGAUUUUACGCUCCGAAAAUUUCACCUCAUUUAGUUUGUACAAAUACUAGACAUGGAAACUUAAAAUGUGCAGGUGUCAAAGCUUAAAAAUCAGGUGUGUCCCCUUUAAAGAAGGUAUGUGCAAUAAGCCUGCAGUCUUAACCAGACCUGGUACCAGUUUAACAGUUCAUUAUACUUCUGUGAUGAGUGGAUCUGUUAGUCUGGUAGCGAUUAAUGUUGAAAUUUACUUGAAUUACAGUUAUUUGACAAGCCUUCUUUUUUUGGAGUUUGGUGAGGAAGAGAAGUAAAAAUGCCCAACUAGUACAAUGUGGAGAAAGUUUUCUGUUUGCUUGACUAAGGGAAAUUGCUCAGAACAAGAAUGCUCCAACAUGGGAAUAAGGAGCCUCAGUCUCAGGAACUCAUUUUUGGGUGCAGUUUCUACAUUUAAAAAAUUGACUUGUGUGCAGUUUGAUAACCAGUUCAUUUGCUUUAGUCUCAGUGUUUUAAAGAAGUCUCAUAAUGUUCUACAAAGACACAAAGCUUCAGGCUUAUACAAAACUGAGUAUACACAAAUGUUCUACAAAGACACAAAGCUUCAGGCUUAUACAAAACUGAGCCCAGAAAUGAUUCUGAGAAAAGAGAAUAAUUUCAAGACACUUAUUUAAAAGUAAUUAUGGUUAGAAAUGAAUUAAUUUAAAAAUGUGCUCACAUAUCCCUUUCUCUAACAGUUUAACCUAGACAAACAUUGAUAUCAGUGUUUUUUUAUUCCCCUAAUUGAUUACAUUUGGUUUCUUUAUUCUGAAAGGAAAAUAACAAAAACUUCAGAAAUUCCUAAGGGUGUAAUAAGAAAGUGGGUUUUGAGUUUCCUUUCCUGGAAUUAUUUUACAGUUCUUUGGUGGAUCUCGUCAGCCAAUUCAUAGCUGGGCCUUAAGAUUAUCAUCUUAGAGAUGAUAGAUGGGCUUUUUGGAAGAUUUCAUCUUAGAGAUGAAAAGCUGGGCUUUUUCUCUAAGAUGAUAAUCUUAAAGCCCAGCUAUUAAUUGAUAAUGAACAUUUUUCACUAUUUUUUUUCUAUCUGAAGCUUAGAGAUCUAGAGCUUUGGAUCUUCGGGGUAUAUGUCAAUGGAGGUAUCAUUUUAUAAUACUUUGCAUUGAUAUGAAGUGGGUUCUUGGGGGAAAAACCAUAAGCUGUGAACAUUGGUAGCAAACAAGCAUAUAUUCAUUUCAAAGCUUUCCUUGCUUUUAGCAGAGAGAAGCCUGUAUAUGUUACAUGUGUGAUUUCAGUAGUUUAAAGAGAUGUUUCAAAAAGUUGUUGCAUGUUUUUGAUGCAGUUUGGGGAAUUGUUUACUUCACAAUGUAGUCAUUCAUAAAAAAAUUCAUGAAAAUACUGAACAUAUGUUUGAGGAUUUUUAUUUUCCUUUUUUUUUUUUUUUUUUUUUUUCUGAGAUGGAGAUCUGCUCUUAUGCCCAGGAUAGAGUGAAGCGGCGCGAUCUUGGCUCACUGCAGCCUCCACCCCCCAGGUUCAAGUGAUUCUUCUGCCUCAGCCUCCGGAGUAGCUGGGAUUACAGGCGCCCGCCACCAUGCCUGGCUAAUUUUUGUAUUUUCAGUAGAGACGGGGUUUUGCUAAGUUGGCCAGGCUGGUCUCGAACUCCUGACCUCCAGUGAUCCACCUGCCUCGGCCUCCUAAAGUGCUAGGAUAACAGGUGUGAGCCACCAUGCCCGACCGAAGAUUUUUCUUAAUUGCAAUAAAUAUUCAGCAUUUUUUCUAAUGAAAAUGAAUUUUGUUUACGAGUAAAAGUGUGCAUUUUAAAAGACUUUCAGAUUUAUGCUUUUUACGUGAAGCUGCUAAACUAAAAGUAAAUGGAAGAAACCAAGUCUAGUAGGUUUUUUCUUUUUUUUUGGUGGGGGUGGGAUGGGGGAGGUUAGUUACACUUAAAAUAUCUUCUCCAGAGACUGUAUGCUCCUCUACUAGACUGUAAGCUCUUUGAGGGCAGUCUGUCAGAUUUAUCUUUGUAUCUUCCCCAGCGCCUAGCAUAGUGCCUUGCACAUAAUAGGCGCCCAAUAAAUAUUGAUGAAGAAAGAA